Molecule: messenger RNA, 2175 nt
Organism: Cydia splendana
Lineage: Eukaryota; Metazoa; Arthropoda; Insecta; Lepidoptera; Tortricidae
Gene: Aldh7A1
Product: putative aldehyde dehydrogenase family 7 member A1 homolog
Exons: 8
Coding region: 40-1650 (536 amino acids)
Molecular function (GO): aldehyde dehydrogenase (NAD+) activity
Source: RefSeq, a predicted model, not a curated record
ACAAGUAUUUUGAUACGGGCGUGUGUGGAAGCAGCACUGAUGAGUCGUAUCUUGUGUCGAGGAGUGCUCUCUCUUCGUGUUAUCUCAGCACCGAUGGCUCGAAACGCUAGUUACCUUAUCGAGGACCCUAAAUAUUCCUUCUUGAAGGAUUUGGGCUUGGAGAAGAAGAAUGUGGGUGUGUUCAACGGGAAAUGGCAGGCCAAUGGACAGGUAAUCCAAUCCUUCAGCCCAGCCAACGGCAAGGUCAUAGCCGAAGUCCAGGCGGCCAGUUCAUCUGACUACGAGUCCUGUGCCGCGGCAGCGCAGGAGGCCUGGCGCGAAUGGGCGGAGCUCCCGGCGCCGGCGCGAGGGGAAGUGGUCCGGCAGAUCGGAGACGCGCUGAGGGAAAAACUGCAGCCGUUGGGGCAGCUCGUGUCACUUGAAAUGGGUAAAAUCCUUCCUGAGGCCAUCGGCGAAGUGGUCGAGUACAUCCACGUAUGCGACCUGGCUUUGGGCCUGUCCCGCUCUUUGCCCGGCACCAUCCUGCCUUCAGAACGUCCUGGGCACGUGCUCAUCGAGAAAUGGAACCCACUGGGAGCUAUUGGCAUUAUCACCGCGUUCAACUUCCCUGUAGCCGUGUUUGGUUGGAACAGCGCCAUUGCCAUGGUUUGCGGCGACACAAGCGUAUGGAAGCCCUCAGACACGACUCCUCUGAUCGCGGUCGCCGUCACUAAGAUCGUGGAGGGCGUUCUGGUCAAGAACAACAUCCCUGGCGCCGUCGCCUCGCUGUGCGUCGGCGGUAAAGAUGUGGGGCAACAGCUGGUCAAGGAUCCGAGGAUGAAGCUGGUCUCCUUCACUGGCAGCACUGCCGUUGGACAACAGGUCGGAGUAGAAGUGCAGAAGCGCUUCGGGCGCCACCUACUCGAGCUGGGCGGCAACAACGCCAUCAUCGUCAACGAGGACGCCAACCUCGACCUGCUCCUGCAAGCCGCGCUGUUCGCCUGCGCCGGCACCGCGGGCCAACGCUGCACCACCACCCGCAGGCUGCUGCUGCACAAGAAGGUGUACAGCGAAGUCGUAUCCCGCCUAACCAAGGCCUUCGCCGGCGUAGUGAGCAAGAUCGGUGACCCCCUACUGUCAGAAACCCUUAUCGGACCUCUACACACACCGGCGGCCGUUGAAGCUUAUAAGAAGACGGUUGCUGAAAUCGUUAAGGCGGGAGGCAAGAUCGAGUAUGGUGGAAAGGUGAUCGAGCGUGAAGGCUACUUCGUGGAGCCCACCAUCGUCACAGGCCUGCCCCACGACCACAAGCUCGUCCACACCGAGUGCUUCGCGCCCAUCGUCUACUGCCUCGAGAUCCCGGACCUGGCUACUGGCAUCGCGUACAACAACGAGGUGGAACAAGGGCUGUCUUCGAGUUUGUUCACCGAGAGUUUAGCGGAUAUUUUCAAGUGGAUCGGUCCCAGCGGCUCGGACUGCGGCAUCGUGAACGUGAACAUCCCGACGAACGGCGCGGAGGUGGGCGGCGCGUUCGGCGGCGAGAAGGCCACGGGCGGCGGCCGCGAGUGCGGCUCCGACAGCUGGAAGAGCUACAUGCGCCGCUCCACCGUCACCAUCAACUACUCGGGGGCCAUUAAGCUGGCGCAGAAUAUUAAGUUUGGAGAUGAAUAAUGAAUAACACCUACUAUAUUAGAAUAUCGUCGCUGACUAUCAUUAAAGAAAGAAUAUGCGUGUUUAACCUUUUACCAGGCUGACAUUUCAAAAAUUACAAUCGAAUGUCAGGCUUACUCAUCGAAAAUAGAACACAUGUUUGAAGUGCCGUAUGUGGGAAAUAUAUAUCCCUUAGGCCCACUUGCACCAUCCCACUAACCCGGGGUUAAGCGGUUAAACCGUUAACCUAGUGUCAAAUUGUAUGGGUAACCAUGGCAACUCCAGGUUUAGCCGUAUAACCCCGGGUUAGUGGAAUGGUGCAAGUGGGCCUUAGCCUGGUAAAGGGUUAGAUUGUUAUACGUCUAACGCGUACCAUCGGUGACAUUUAAAAUGAUCAGUUUUUGCUGUGUGUGUGUGAAGACGAUUGUAUAGAGUUUGUCUCGAGUCAAGAGUAUAAGCAAGUAUACGUGUUAUUUUUCAUGUAAAUGUUAAUAACAAUGUUUUAUUUAAGACUGAACAUAAUUAAACAAGCUUUAUUUUGUUUUA